Messenger RNA from Brassica rapa (field mustard), 10032 nucleotides. RefSeq names its product cytokinin riboside 5'-monophosphate phosphoribohydrolase LOG4. Gene Ontology annotation, molecular function: hydrolase activity, hydrolyzing N-glycosyl compounds. The record is from RefSeq and is a predicted model, not a curated record. NCBI's taxonomy places the organism in Eukaryota, Viridiplantae, Streptophyta, Magnoliopsida, Brassicales, Brassicaceae. Gene Ontology annotation, biological process: cytokinin biosynthetic process. Gene Ontology annotation, cellular component: nucleus; cytosol.
AUUUUAAUUUUAAAUUUUUAAAUUUAAAUUUUUUUUAAAAAAAAAAAAAUUUCGAAAUUCCGAGGGAAUGGAGUUCCUCGGAAAAUUCCGAGGAACUUUCUUCCCUCGGAAAAUUCCGAGGAACAUAUUUCCCUCGGAACUUUCCGAUAAACAUUCCGAGGAAUGUUUUGUCGAAACUUCCGAGGAUUUGACCAUCGGAAUUCCAUCGGUAUAUUCCGAGGAAGCUUCCGACGAACAUAUGUUUCUCGGAGUUUCCUCGGAAUUUUGUUUCCUCGGAAUUCCGUCGGAAAUUUCCGACGGAAUUCCGAGGAAGUAUGAAUUUCCGAGGAGAUAUUUCCGAGGACUUUUUUCGUCGGUAUGUCGUCGGAAUAGCGUUAUUCCGACGACAUACCGACGAUUUUUUCCCUCAGUAUCCCGAUGUUUUCUUGUAGUGAAGGUUUCAUUUUUGUGUUGAAAAAUGAAACUUGUGCUUCUCAUUAUGUUUCUAUAAAAGGGCUUGGUAGCAUUAUAGAAAAUAGACACUCAACAAUAACAAAUCACUUUCUCCCACUUAGAAUAGUUAUGCUAGUAUUUUUUUUUUUUUUGAGUUUGAAAGUACAUCACAAAAUUAGGUUCGAUAGAUUCUAUUUUUUGGUGAUGGUAAACAGAAACAAUGAUGCAGUUGCAUCCUGGAAAUCUAAGUGCUAUGAAACCGUCACACUACGGGGCGUUUAAAGAAUUAAGGAAAGAGAUUAACCAUCUCGACUAUGCUCUUCUUUAUUCGUUUGUUUCGUUAUUGUAAAUUUUGACUUAUGUUCUUAUUAUUUUUACAAAUAUCAGUUAUCCCUAUUGUAGUAAAAUAAGAUUCCUACAGAUUCUCCCCUGCAGGAACGCAGCUCCUUCUCUGCUGACCUCAAACUCUUUGUCGGUAACCUUUCCUUUAAUGUUGAUAGCGCUCAGCUUGCUCAGCUGUUCGAGAGUGCUAGAAAUGUUGAGAUGGUUGAGGUAACAUCAUUAUUCUCUAUUGCCUAAUGAGAAUAGAUAGUGCUCAUAACUUCUUGAAAUCUAUUUAAACCUUUCUUGAUUCAUUGAACAUAAUGUUGUGUGGCUCUUUAUGUUUCUAUGUAGCACUGAGCUUAUGAUAUAUGAUUCUUUUCAUUUCAUAGGUUAUCUAUGACAAAACAACUGGUUGAAGCAGAGCUUUCGGUUUUGUGACAAUGUCCAACUGUAGCCGAAGUUGAGGCAGCAGUUCAAUGGCUAUGUAAGGAGAUUUUUGUUCAUGGAAUUUUUUUUUGUUGUUUCUUCUCCUUGGCUUGUGUGUAAUGUUAUUCAUGAACGUUACAGGAGUUUGAAGGCAGACCCUUACGCUGGUCCUCCUCCACCUAAGAGGGAGGAAUCUUUCUCCAGAGGACCAAGAAGUGGUGGUUACGGUUCAGAGCGUUCCAGUUACGGUUUCUGGACCUUCUGGUUACGGGUCUCAAUGUUCAGGACGUUCUGGUUACGGGUUUGAACGUUCCAGCUACGGUUCUGGGUCAGGUUCAUCAGACCGUAUUUUGGUAACCUUUCAUGGGGUGUGGAUGACACGGCUCUGGAAAGCUUGUUUGGCGAGCAAGGAAAUGUUGUGGAGGCCAGAGUCAUCUAUGACAGCGACACUGGUCGAUCCAAGGGUUUUGGGUUUGUGACACUCGGCUCUCCUCAAGAGGUCACAAAAGCCAUCAACUCUUGAGUGGUGCAGUAAGUAUUAUACUAUUAUCUAUUUAAUGUCUCUUUGAUUAGUAGUACUUAAUUAUAGUGCAAGCAAACACCCUCUGAGCACCUUUUUUUUUUGCAUUCUUUGAAGGAUUUGGAUGGAAGACAAAUUAGAGUCUCGGAAGCUGAGCCUAGGCCACCAAGGCGCCAAUUGUGAGCGACUAUGCAUUUUGCAGAUUUUGGAGGUGUAGAGCAUCUUUACUGACGACAAGUUUUUUUUUUUUGAGCAAACGACAAAGCUAUUUAUGUUUGGGCUUUGUUUCUUUACUUCGCUUUGAACUCGUUUUUGGGCUUUAAAUGUUUUUGCGUUUAUCUUUUGAAGACAAGGUUUUGGACUUUGUUUUCUUGUUUAUUUCUUUCUUUAUAGGUUGGUACAUGCUUGUUAACUUGCUGUCUGUGGACCGUUUAAAAGAGUUUACCGUUUGAAUCCCAAAACGGAAUUUUUUGCUUUGCCAAAAUUUCUUCCGUCAUAUAUCAAACCCGACCAAUCAUGUCAGUGUUUAUCAGAACGAAUAACGUCUCAUUAUUUGUCAUUCUUUUUCAAGUUUAAUGAAUUGGAGAAUACCGAAUCAAUGCCAAUGUAUAGGGUUUAACCAUGAAGGUUGUAAAGGAAUGAUCUGUUCUUAGAACGAUUAGAUUAAAAUAGAGACGCAUGUUUAAUCCUGCGCUUGAUUGCUUCAUUUAAAGGGGAAGAGAACGUGGUUGUUAUGUUUGCUAGACUGCUUAACUUUACGGCUGUUCAUCUUAACCUUAUAUGUACUAACAGAUCGGUGGUGAUAGCAAACUUUGCCACCACUUAACCAAACUUAACCGGUCAAACCAAGUAUCUGAACAUAAUAAUGAAUCACCAAUUAUCCUAAUACUGAUUAAUCCUAAUGCCAAGCCAUGCAUAUAUUGUGCGGAUGUCACAUGACAAAGGGUAUCAUCCACGUACAUUAGUCUUACAAUUUCGAACGAAGAAGUUAAGAAAAAAUGGGACAUAGCAAUAACCGAAAGCAGAGAAGGAACACUGAAGUGAAAUAAUGGAAGAUUAUGUCUCAAAGAUAAUGAACACCAAAAUAAUAAACGUCACUUUGCUCUUUCUCUAUCAUACUUCCACCACUCUUCCUGCCUACAAGUUAGGCCUUUUCUUCUUCUUUUUUCUCUAACUCAUUUCUCUUUUGUCUUCUUCAUAUAUCAAUUCCAUAAACUUGUAUAAUGAACAUACAUUUGUAGGCGUCCCUGAAAUGAUAGGGUCCAUAAACAUUUUAGUAAGGUUUUAACAAAAAAAAAGUUUUUUUAACGAUUCCGGGAGCCUUUUUCAGUGUAAUUUUUUUUAAAAAAAAAUUGUGAGCCCUACUCCUAUGUUUCACUUCGUUAUGUUCAGGACCACCCUGUUUGUAAUAUGCAUUUUUCAAAAAAAAAACAUACAUCUGUAAUAAAGACGUACAUGUUAUAGAGAUAAUAUAUAGUUUAAACUCAUAAGAACUUUAUUGAUUGAUUUCUUGUUUACAUUAUGUCUGCGAUAAAAACGCAGAAUGAAUAUUAUAUAUACAAAUUAAUUUUACAUAUUAUUAUUUAUUUGUGUUCAUUACGUAUUAUAAAAUAAUAAAUAUAUUGAAUAAUUGAGAAGCGGGUAACCAUUAUAUAUAAAAUUAUUAGAGUAAUCACAUAAAUCAAAAUAAUCCUUUUUAUUUACAAUAAUUUAUAUUGGUUAAUAAAUAAAAACAAUCAUUCCAUUUAUUUUACAUGUUAUAUACUUAAUUUAAAUGAUAUCGAUAUAGAUAUAGAGUAUAGUUUAAUAUGGAAAUUGUUUAAUUGAAACUUCCUACUCAUAUAAUUUUAUUAACAUUUGUAUAUUUUUUACCAAAAAAUAAACCAUUAAUCACAAAACUUUCAGUGUGAUAAUAAUUUUAGUAAUUUAUAAUCAUUUUUAAAAAUUUAAGGAAAAUUUCAAUAUUAAAAUAUUUAAGGUCUCAAUACUUUUGCAAUGAAAAUUUUGAAAUUAACAUAUUUAUGUAUUUCUAUAUGGUAUAUAGUUUAAUUUUAAUAAUAUAUAUAUAUAUAUAUAUAUUUAAUUUGAAUAUCUAUUAAAUGAAACUUCUUAUUCGUAUGAUUUUAUGAUAAUUGGUAUCUUGUUAUAAAAAAAGUUAAACCAUUGAUCACAAUUUUUUUAGUGCGAAACUUUUAACAAUAUUAGUAAUUUAAAGUCGUUUUACAAAAAUAAAAUAUAACAUAUAAGAAAAAAAAUUAUUUUUAUCAUAUGAUUUAUGCGAUUGUUUAGUUAAUAUAAAAGUAAAAAAUAAUGAUGAAUGAUACAAAAAAAAUCAUUAAAUCUUUAUUAUUUAAAAUCAUUAAUUAUUAUAUAUAUAUGUUAAUCAUAUUAGGUAAUUAUGUAGCUUUGAUUGAAGGAAAAAAGAAUAAUUUUUGUAUACUACUAAUCAAUUUUAUAUUUAGUUUAAUAAAAAUUAUAAUAAAUAUUUAGAUGGACCAACUAAUUUUUUAAGGAUUUUAAAAAUCAUCCUAGUGAUGACACGUGGCUACAAAUAAAUGUUGUAAUGAUCCUCAAUUAAAAUAUAAGGGAUGUUCUCUUUAUGGAUAAAAUAUAUAUAUAAAUAUGCUCUAUAAAUGUUUUUUUAAUCAAGUUUUGUUUUUAUCUCCUACCCAUUAUUUACCAAGUGAUUUUACAUGUAUCAUCAUUACAAUCACUCUGAGAAAAAAAUGAUGACAUGGCUUUGGCAAAAUGUGACAUGACACUAACCUAACUGUGACAUGCACAAUUUUCCUUUAAAAAAUUUAUAUAUUUUUGGGAAUUUUUUUUAAUAUGUUAAUAAUUAUUAAAUAUAUUUACCACUUAGUUUGUUUUUUACUAAUGUAAUAUAUAUUAAUUUAAUAGUGAUAUAUGAGUUAGAAGUUUUAAUAUAUUUUAAUUUUCUUUCCAAAAAAAAAAAUUAUAUAGAAAAUUAGCAUUAAUGAUGAUAUAAAUAUACAUUUUAUAAAAAUUAAAUUGUAAAUGUGCAUCAACAAAUGCAAAACUAAAGUAACACUAAUCAAAUAUUUUUUUCAUUGAUAAAUCAUUAAAAUUUUAUGUAAAUUUAUCGGUUCAUUAAGUUUAUUAAUUUUCUUAGUUUAACAUAUUUUAACUAGAAGAAAAAAUAUCCAAAAUUUAUUACAAUAUAUUUAUAUAUAUAUAUAAUUAAAUAUAAUAUAAUAUAACUAUAAAGUAUUUUUAUAAGUUAUAGUUUUAACUUUAUUAAAAUUUUAAUAAAAUCAAUUUGAAAUAGUUGAACCAAAUCAUAAGAAAUAAAACUACAAAAAUACGGUUAUGAUUUUUUUUUUCAAACCGUAGAUGCUAAAAUAUAAAAAUAAUUACUAUUGCCAGAAGACAAUACAAAUGUUUCCAAAGCAAGUGAUUUUUUUCUUUCGUUAGUUAUCCACUGCAGGCCGUAUAGAUAAGGCUUUAGGCAUAUAUAUAUAGUAGCGGCCCUGACUGGAAGCGGAGGAAGCUUGAGCUUCCAGCCCUUGCCUUUUAAAGAAAUUUCCGGCCAAAUGUUUGCAAGAAUCCUUAGUUUACUGGCUAAUGUACUUGUUUUGAAAAUGCAAGGUGACGAGUUCCAUUGACUUCAAUACCAUUUUCUUCAUACACGUACUUUUUAAUAUAUCAUUUAAUAACAAUGGAUUAAUUAAUAUUUCUACUUAUGAAUGGGCCUUAUUUUUAUAACUUGCUUCCGGUCUAUAAAUAUUCAAGGUAUAUAUAUCAAUCUAGUAUACUAAUAGAUGUUGAAUAUAUCGAGAGUGAGCUAUAACUAUGUCCUUUUACAAUUUCAUCAUGGUCGACUAUUUUACUCCAUGGGAGUAUUUUUUCUGAAACACUUUUUUUUUUUGAAACACAACCCCAUGGGAGUAUAAUGUAUACAAAUUAGGUUUGAUAGUGGGAAACCCAAGGGAAAUGUAGGGAUGCAAUUAAAAAAACAAUAUAAAAGAUUUAAAUGCGCAUGCAAGCAUGAAGAUACAAAUAUAUACACAUUGGUUUCAAGAGGUAAUUAUUUGUUUACAAUCUCUAAACCUACAACAUUCCUAAUAGGCCGUCACUGGGAGUUUUUUGGAUUGCCAUUUCUUUUAAUUAAUUUGAUUAAUUUUCACACGCCUAAACACGUAUAUAUUAACUAUAUAUCUAUGUCCAGUUAAUUACGAGUAUGGGGGCUACUGUCCAUGUAAGAGGACAAUAUAGUAGCUAGCAUACUGACUAUAACAGCUAUAAAGGUUCAUACUAAACAUAGGUUAGAUGAUUUAAUAACCUGAAUACCUGAUAAAAUGUGGAGCGAACUAUCUAAUAAUCAAAAUUGAUACUGUUCAAAAUAUAUGUUUGUUAAAGCAUUUCUAACUGCAUUUUCCACUUCAAACUUCGUUUUCAUUUCACUUUAUUUUACAAUAAAAUAUAUUCUAACACUACUAUACUUUUAGCUCUAAAUAAUAAUUACAUAAAAACAUUGGAGAUACUACUCUUAACGAACAAAAUAGAAAAAAGAUGAGUACAUGGGGAGGGUGAACGAGAGUUACAAGACGACACUGAUAAAUAAAAGACCAUUACUCGAUCAUUUUGUGUUUCGUAUUUCAAUCAUCAAUGGCACAUUGCUCCACAACCAAGACACCAUCAUCUCUAAUUUCGCAUAUUUUAUAUGCAUAUGUGCAUACGUUACAUGUCGUGUAUCGAUCUCUUGCUUUACUCAUCACUAGUUUGAUCACGUUUUCAUUUUAAUAUUAAAGUUAAAGUAAACCAUCUUUUUGACCCAUCUUACAUGUCCAGAUGUAUGUUGACAAUAAGAAUUUGAUUUUUGUUUUCCUUGUCGAAAACGAAAUUUUUGUUCUGUCUUCUUGUAAAUAUAAUCAAAAAGUGAAAUAGCUUUAUAUCUAAAUCAGUUUCUUUGAUCUAAAAAUGUUUUCUGUCACUUUCCAUUAUUUUGGCACCACAAAUUUAAAGAUUAUUAUGAAAAUAUAAAAAGAAUGCGAAUAAUAUUUCCUUUUCAAGUAUAUGGAGUUUUUAAUUGAAUAAUCAUAUAAUCUGAUUUUGAUAAUGUUUUGGAAAAUAAGAAACAAAUAACGAGAAACGCAAGGGAGGUCCACGCAUGCCAAUAUGAGCUUUAGUCCAAUGGUAAACUCUCUUAAUCGUGGAAUUGUAUAACAAUAACUGAACUGCGAAUUUUUUAAAAAUUUGCGCAUAACUAAAACUGUGGAAUAAUUUUUUUUGUAAGAUUACAUAAAUUUUGCUGCAUAAAGAAAUAAUUGUUAUAUUAAUCAAGAUAUUUGUAUUCUAUUUAACUUAUUAUAAAUCUAACAAAUAUUAAUAUAUAAACUAACUAUUACAAAAUUUUAAAACAAAUUAAAUUAUUAAAAUUAUUCUAAUUUUUAUUAUAAUUAUUUAGCUUAUUUUAAUACAUAAUAAAUUGACAUCUUAUAACAUUAUAAAAUCAAAAACGAUUGUAUAACUUUAUUAAUAACAUAACUAUAUAUUAUUUAAAAAUGUAUUAGUAUUUAUUUAGAAGCUUAAAAUUUUAUUAUCACAUAAUUAAAUAUUAAAAAGAGUUGAUUCUGCAAAUAGUUAUAAGACUCAAUGUUCAUAGACUUGCGCUUUUAUGUUUUGUUUUCUCAUUCCGAAAAAUUUAUUAAUUGGCAAAAUACUUAAAAAUUGCAUUUUAAUCGUGAUUCUGCAAUUCACCUCCCCCCCCCCCCCCCCCCCCCCUCCCUCCCCAAAGAAAAAUAAAAAAAAUACGGAAAAAAUCUGAAGAUUACAUCGAAUAAAUAAACCAAAACACCGGAAAUAUGGAAUUUCUCUUCUGGAGAAAGAACAACAUUGUCAAACGAGAACUAGACAUGGAUCUUUAUCUCUGGAUAAUUUUAUAUAUUUGGAAGAUCCGAAAUGACAAACUCUUUAGGGGUUUGGAUGGAUAGCUUUGGGAAGAUUCAACUUACGGGGACAUGAAAUUACAUUCGACGCGAAUCUGUCUUGCAUUCAGAAGUAGAAGCACUGCGAUGAGCGAUGGAGAAUAUGCUUCAACACUCAACAUGCCAGAGCUUUGAAACAUAUUGUAAGGAGCUGAUCGCUAUGAUUAAAGAGUCACAUGUUUGGCCAAGCUUUGCAACAAAAUUGGAGAGUAUAGAGACUCUGCAGGUAUGUUUCCCAUACUUCAAAAUCACUUAUAUUCUACGAUCGCAAAAUCUGAUUUCUUACUCUUUAGCUAAGACUACGAGGUCUUUCUAUAGAGAGCUUUGUUUUAUUGGUUGUUCGAUUCCGGUAUGCCUUAAGUUUGAGUAAUAGAAUAAUCGUUCGUUGUCAAAGAAAAAUAAACCAAGGCUCUGAAUGGUAACAACGGAUUGAGCGGUGAGUUUUAACAGUUAUAAAAACGUACAUAUAGUAUAUGCAAAGAUUUUUGUUACUGUUAACUGCGUUGCAGUGCGGGGCGGAUUAAAACAUUAGAAGCCCAAAACUCUAAUAAAUAAGCGUGACGAGAAAACGCACUUUGUAUAAAAUAACAAGAGUGGGCAAAGAAACACUAAAAAAUCUUUUGAGUUUUUAACUUCAUACUAUUUAUUAAUGCUUAUUUUUGACACUUGCAUGGUGUGUACCUCUCGUUUAUGUUCUUAGCACACAAGUGAGGUUAUUUAAGAAACCCGAAACUUUUGAUUUCUGUUUUCUUUUGGGGCAAAAGAUUAGAUUAUUCUUAGCUUAGUUCUCUCAUCGUAAUCAAUGGAAGUCAACAACGAUACUAUGCAAAAGUCAAAGUUUGGAAGAAUCUGUGUGUUUUGUGGAAGCAGCCAAGGCAAGAAGGGUAGCUACCAAGAUGCUGCUGUGGAUCUAGGCAACGAAUUGGUUUCAAGGAACAUUGAUCUAGUCUAUGGAGGUGGAAGCAUAGGUUUGAUGGGUAUUGUUUCACAAGUUGUUCAUGAUGGUGGUCGUCAUGUUAUUGGAGUUAUUCCCAAGACACUCAUGCCUAGAGAGUUGACGGGUGAAACAGUAGGAGAAGUAAGAGCAGUUGCAGAUAUGCAUCAAAGAAAAGCAGAGAUGGCUAGACACUCUGAUGCUUUUAUUGCCUUACCAGGUGGAUAUGGAACACUUGAAGAACUGUUGGAGGUCAUAACAUGGGCUCAACUUGGGAUACAUGACAAACCGGUGGGUUUGCUUAAUGUUGAUGGAUACUACAGCUCUUUGCUCUCCUUCAUUGAUAAAGCUGUUGAAGAAGGAUUCAUCAGUCCAAACGCACGCCAGAUCAUAAUCUCUGCACCUACGGCUAAGGAGCUUGUAAAGAAGCUUGAGGAAUAUUCACCUUGUCAUGAAAGUGUUGCUUCUAAGCUUUGUUGGGAGAUCGAGCGGAUUGGCUACUCUUCUGAAGACUGAUUACUAAUCAGGAUCCAUAAACAUAUAACUAUUGAAUGUCAAGAGAUUUCUAUAUAGAUCUUACUUAAGGAAGGAAACAUAUUUUUAAAGAUCUUAGAAACUUUUGAUUAUAGAAUCAAAUUUUGUAGUCUAUACAACAUCUGUGACUAAACAAAACUCACACAAGCAGUUUCACUCAUGGUUAAAUGACUAAGAAUCACAUUAAUGACUUACUAUAAUCUUCUAUGGUCAGUGGACCUUAUACAAUCAAACAAUCUGGUUAGAUGUUAGAUUAACUCUUCUUCUUAUUUGUCAGUUUUUCCAUGAUCAUAAUAACUCUGAAUAACUGGAAGAGUUCUCAGUCUCUAGAAUCAUAAGCUUCUGGAUUGCAUUUUCCACAUCAAAGAAAGAGCAUCUUUAAACUGAUCUCGAUUACACUUUAGGCGAUCAUGAGAUUUUGAGAGGCUAUAGGUGAUUUAGUAAAUGUUUGUAAGAGAUUUUUUAACAAAUUUUGGGGGUCUAUAUAUAUAAUAUGUAAAAAAAAUCCAAAAAGUUUGGAAAAUAUAUGCCAAUGCUUCAUUUCCUUAAGGACCGGUCAUGAUUACACAAUAUUUUUUUUGUAGCUUCCCUUACACUCAGAUGAUCAAUGUACUUCUCAUGUAAGAAAUCAGAGAUCAUAGUCCUCUGGCUCGUCAUGUUCCUCUUGGCUGCAACAACUACUCAGUGAGAAGGCUGGUCGGUGAAGCUUACGCCUUGAAAAUUUGUACAAAAAAUCAGCCUGUUGGUUGGUACUAUCUCAAUCUUUGGCGGGUUCUACCUGUAUACUCUUUUGGGCUCUUUAUGUCACCUAAUGAUGAUUUCUUUUAGUUUCUUUAGCUUUUUUUUCUUAAGUUGGUUGUGUGAACUUUGCUUUCUUAUGGGUUUUCUUAUUGCUUGAAACUAAAUAAUAUAUA